Molecule: messenger RNA, 1511 nt
Organism: Bombyx mandarina (wild silkworm)
Lineage: Eukaryota; Metazoa; Arthropoda; Insecta; Lepidoptera; Bombycidae
Product: sorting nexin-30-like
Source: RefSeq, a predicted model, not a curated record
CGAAUAAAGAGAAACGUCAAUGUGUCAUCGGAAUUGAUUUUUGUUUUUGUUACAAAAAGUUACACAUUCACAACAAUAGUAAAAGACGCUUCAAGACAAAAUGGCCAGUGAAAGCAGUUCAGCAAUGCUGGACAUGACAGACGCUGACUCCGACGAUAUGGACAUGCCGACUCUCAUGGACGAUCAAGAGCCAUCACCGCUCAUCAUGGAGCACGGCUAUGACAUUGCAAUUAAGGUCGAUGCCCCCAUAAAACAGCUGUCGACCCUCGAGACGUAUGUGACGUACCGGGUGCGCUGCGUGUGCGCGCGGUGGCCGACCCCGCCCAGCGUGAGGCGACGGUACAAUCACUUUAAGGUGCUGCACAAGCGGCUGUCGGCGGCGCACCCCCUCACCGCGGCGCCCCCCGCCCCCCCGCUGCACUCCGCGCGCCAGCAGCUCGACAGAUACUCGGCGUCGUUUGUCGCCAUAAGGACCUUAGCCCUGAACGCGUUUCUAGAUCGCAUCGCCAAACAUCCGAUCCUGACACACAGCGAAGACUUCAGAUUGUUUCUGACCACGCCAGAUGAGGAAAUCGAUAAGGUGUUCCGGAGUGAGAAUAACGCGUUGAAUCUGUGGGGGCUGGGCAGCGCGCUAGCGUACGGUGGGGACGGGCGUCACUCCAACGGAGUCCGAGUAAAAGAUCCCGAGUUUUCAUCGGCAGUCGACUACCUGAACGCUCUACAAGACAAGCUGGCCACCCUCUGUGAUCUGACCACGAAACUGUACAAGGGGACCGCCGCCCUCGCCGCCGAGUACUCGAGCAUGCAGCGCGUGUGCGACGUGUGGUCGACGCAGUGCGGGGCGCGGUGCGGGGGAACGCAGCGGGGCGUGCGGGGGGUGUCGGCGGGCGCAGGGGCGGCGGGGCAGGCGGCGGGGGGGCGGCCCUCCCCCUCCCACCGCGCCGUGCUGCCCCUGCUGGCCGCCUACGCCGCGGCCCAGGCCGAUAAGAUAAGGCAGCGGGACAGGAUGCACGCGGAAUACGUGUCGGGGACGGACACCAGCGACGACCUGCAGAACAGAGUUGAGGAGGCGACCGAGGCUCUGCGCAGUGAGCUCUGGUCGUGGACCGCCAAGACCCAUCAGGACAUCAAGGGCGUCCUGGCGUACAUAGCCACCAGACAGGUGUCGGUGCUAGCGCAGUCGCUGCAGGGCUGGGAGCAGGCGCUCCGCGUGGCCACCGACACGAGCGUCCACCAUUUGUUCCAGACGGUCUCCAAGAAUGGCGUCCGCAACCUGUCCCCCACCACGUCGGCGGCCCCCCACGCGUCCCCCAGUGCGUCCCCCCAAGCAGACCCCCUGCGCCCCGACUCGCCCGACGGCACGGACACCUAAUCCCUCCCCCUCGCUCCCUCCCGACAAUAAUACGAUGCAUAUCCUCGUAGAAGCUAGAUUCGAAAUUUUUUAAGUAAUUUAGAAAACUUAACCAGACUUAAUCCUUUUUGUGUCAACUUUGUUCCAAUGAAACUCCUUC